ACCUUGUUCUAGCCCCCCCCCACGCUAUGCGGCUGUCCCGGCUGUGCCCCAAGGUGAGCCUCCUCCUGGCCAUGGUCAUCUUUGUGCUGCUGCUCCUGUCUCGCGUGUUGCCACCCACCUGCCCCACCCCCGAGAGGUCCUCAGAUCCCCAGGAGGUCUCCAUGUGGCCCCCGGACUCCCUGCGCGUGGACCCUGCCCUAUGCCAGGCCAACUUGUCGGUGGCCGCGCACCCCGACUUCGCGGCGCUGCCCACGCACGUGCGUGAUUUCCUGCUGUACCGGCACUGCCGAGAAUUCCCGGUGCUGCAGGAGCCAUGGGCCACCAAGUGCGCACAGCCCGUGUUCCUGCUGCUCGCUAUCAAGUCGUCGCCAGCCAACUACGGGCGCCGCCAGGUGCUGCGCAGCACGUGGGCACGCGAGCGGCAGGUGCGCGGGGCACUGCUGCGCCGCCUCUUCCUCGUGGGCAGCGACCGCAACCCGCUCCAGGCGUGCAAGUUCAACCGGCUACUGGAACUGGAGGCACGGGCUCACGGCGACAUCCUCCAGUGGGACUUCCACGACUCCUUCUUUAACCUCACGCUUAAACAGGUCCUCUUCCUGGAGUGGCAACGGACUCGCUGCCCCAACGCCAGCUUCGUGCUCAACGGAGAUGAUGACGUUUUCGCGCACACAGAUAACAUGGUCACCUACCUUCAAGGCCACGACCCGGACCGCCACCUCUUCGUGGGUCACCUGAUCCAGAACGUGGGCCCCAUCCGCGUGCCUUGGAGCAAGUACUUUGUGCCCACGCUGCUGUCGGCAGAUGAGUACUACCCGCCCUACUGCGGCGGAGGCGGCUUCCUGCUAUCGCGCUUCACUGUGGCCGCACUGCGUCAUGCCGCGCGCGUCCUCCCAGUCUUCCCCAUCGACGACGUGUUCUUGGGCAUGUGUCUGCGGCAGCAGGGUCUGGCGCCUGCCUCGCACAAUGGGGUGCGCACGGCGGGGGUGCAUGCCCCCAGCCCCCGCCUUUCCUCUUUCGAUCCCUGCUUCUACCAGGGGCUGCUCCUAGUCCACCGCUUCCUGCCAUACGAGACCCUGCUGAUGUGGAAUGCGCUGAGCCAGACCCAGCUCUCCUGUGGCAAGAAGAGCGGGGUCUACUGAGAUACUGCGGGGUCAGCAACCUUCUGCUCCUGUCAGGAACUAGCAGCCAGCUG
Messenger RNA from Phodopus roborovskii (desert hamster), 1192 nucleotides. It is a transcript of the gene B3gnt3, whose product is annotated as UDP-GlcNAc:betaGal beta-1,3-N-acetylglucosaminyltransferase 3. The transcript has 2 exons. Bases 27 to 1139 code for a protein of 370 amino acids. Gene Ontology annotation, cellular component: membrane. The record is from RefSeq and is a predicted model, not a curated record. Lineage: Eukaryota; Metazoa; Chordata; Mammalia; Rodentia; Cricetidae. Gene Ontology annotation, molecular function: N-acetyllactosaminide beta-1,3-N-acetylglucosaminyltransferase activity.